GCAGAAAUUUCUCAAGAUUUUAUAGAUGCUUUAAAAAAUGACUUAAAUGUGCCAGAAGCAUUAGUUCUACUGCACGAAAUGGCCGCAAAAAUUAAUAAAAUAAGUAAUGAAGAUGAUAAACUUAAGUUAAUUAAGAUCUUCACGAAAAGUGCUAGAUUCAUCAGCCUUCUUCAAUCAAGUUAUCAAGAGUGGUUCGCUAGCAGUGUAAAUCGUCAGGAAAUAGAAAAUUUGAUAAAUCUUAGAAAAAUUGCAAAAUACAAUAAAGAUUAUGCUACUGCUGAUAACAUAAGAGAGCAAUUAACAAAAAUGGGUGUGUCUAUUUCUGAUCAUGAAGAUGGCAAAACAAGCUGGCAAGUUUGUUAGAACAUGGAAAAUUAUUUUU
Messenger RNA from Cinara cedri, 382 nucleotides. Lineage: Eukaryota; Metazoa; Arthropoda; Insecta; Hemiptera; Aphididae. The record is from the annotation of a GenBank genome assembly.